This is a messenger RNA of Rana temporaria (common frog), 1270 nucleotides long. RefSeq names its product serine/threonine-protein kinase YPK2/YKR2-like. Gene Ontology annotation, biological process: protein phosphorylation. The record is from RefSeq and is a predicted model, not a curated record. The coding region runs from base 115 to 474 and encodes 119 amino acids. NCBI's taxonomy places the organism in Eukaryota, Metazoa, Chordata, Amphibia, Anura, Ranidae. Gene Ontology annotation, molecular function: ATP binding; protein serine/threonine kinase activity. The transcript is spliced from 3 exons.
UUCGAAAUUCCGUAUGAUGGAGCCGUGGAUUACUUUGCAUUGGGGGUCUUCCUAUUUGAGCUAUACUUUCCUUUACCCCUCUAUAAUGGCCGUUACGGUGAUCCAAAAAACAUAAUGUAUGAAGUGCCAUGCUACCCAGACGACGCUGACCCCGACCUCAAGGACCUUCUGGAAAAGCUCCUGUGUAAAGAUCCAUGCAGGCGCAAUGAUUUCAUUGCCGACAUACAAGAUCAUCCAUUUUUCAGCGGCAUAAACUGGAAGGAACUGGAAGCGGGGGAGGCACCCCCUCCUUUUUUCGUACAAAGGAAGGGCUUCAGAAACUUAACAAGAGAGAUGAUAAAAACGGAAGACCUGAUGAACACCAUAGAUAAAUGGGGAAUACCUAUAAAACCUAUUUCAGCUGAGAAACAGAAGAUGUUUGAUGGCUUUUCCUUUGUCAGUGAUGAAUGGAAAGCCAUGCAGAAGCUGAAGUAAAGCCAAUCACACCAGGUUGUUGGGAUCAGGGUAGAGGUGAGAGCGUUGUGCUAAGAGGGAUAGGCUGGGCUGUGCUAGGAGGGAUAGGGUGGGCUGUGCUAGGAGGGAUUAGGCGAGUUGUGAUAGGAUAGAUAGGGGAGUUGUGGUAGGAGGAGAGAUAGGGGAGUUGUAGUAGGAGGAGAGAUAGGGGAGUUGUGGUAGGAGGACAGAUAGGGGAGUUGUGGUAGGAGGAGAGAUAGGGGAGUUGUGGUAGGAGGACAGAUAGGGGAGUUGUGGUAGGAGGACAGAUAGGGGAGUUGUGGUAGGAGGACAGAUAGGGGAGUUGUGGUAGGAGGACAGCUAGGGGAGUUGUGGUAGGAGGACAGAUAGGGGAGUUGUGGUAGGAGGAGAGAUAGGGGAGUUGUGGUAGGAGGACAGAUAGGGGAGUUGUGGUAGGAGGACAGAUAGGGGAGUUGUGGUAGGAGGACAGAUAGGGGAGUUGUGGUAGGAGGACAGAUAGGGGAGUUGUGGUAGGAGGACAGAUAGGGGAGUUGUGGUAGGAGGACAGAUAGGGGAGUUGUGGUAGGAGGACAGAUAGGGGAGUUGUGGUAGGAGGACAGAUAGGGGAGUUGUGGUAGGAGGACAGAUAGGGGAGUUGUGGUAGGAGGACAGAUAGGGGAGUUGUGGUAGGAGGACAGAUAGGGGAGUUGUGGUAGGAGGACAGAUAGGGGAGUUGUGGUAGGAGGAGAGAUAGGGGAGUUGUGGUAGGAGGACAGAUAGGGGAGUUGUGGUAGGAGGACAGAUAGGGGAGUUGUGG